AUGCACCGGGGCUUCUGCUUCCUGGAUUACAGGUCAGUGGCCGCGGCUACGGACGCCAAGCGAGCACUGUCGAAGCAAAAGGUUUUCGGGUGCAAAACGAAGGUGAACUGGGCGGACCCGGAACCGCAGGUUGACGCGGACACGAUGGCUAAGGUGCGCAUACUGUUCGUCAAACAGUACGGCGACGUGCUGGACGAACGCAUGCUGGCCAAGAUAUUUGGCCGGUACGGGGUUGUGGAGCGCGUCAAGAACUUUAAGAACUACGCAUUCGUGCACUUUGAGCAGCGUGAGGAUGCGCAAUCGGCCAUGGACGGGCUGGACUGUUUCAGGGACGUGAAUUCGGGCGUAUGCCUUGACGUCGCGUGGGCUAAGCCGCCGGCGGACAAGAAAACGCGACAGCAGAUAUUGCGUAACCUGGAACGUAGGGUAAGGAAAUCCGCGGUCGCAACUAUGAGUCAACCGGUUCGCUACGCCCCAUGGCCACCGGGACGAGCUUCUACAGCCAAAAGACGCGUCGGCCCCGCCCCCGCAGCCUACACCAAGUACGACCAACGCGGUUACGACUUCGGACUGCGGCAACUGUGCAACCGGUGCACCCCCGCCUCCACGUUGAGUAUUCCAGUGCCCGAGGCCACAUCCGACAAGCGCGACAGCGACAGUGCAGGUCGGUGCGGCGCGAACGAGUGCAAAGUGGUCCGUCACGACGAUGGAAGAAGGGUUGCACGAAAACGUCGGACAAGAAACUGUUGA
This is a messenger RNA of Sipha flava (yellow sugarcane aphid), 750 nucleotides long. Its product is annotated as heterogeneous nuclear ribonucleoprotein Q-like. Gene Ontology annotation, molecular function: mRNA binding. The record is from RefSeq and is a predicted model, not a curated record. Lineage: Eukaryota; Metazoa; Arthropoda; Insecta; Hemiptera; Aphididae. The transcript has a single exon. The coding region runs from base 1 to 750 and encodes 249 amino acids. Gene Ontology annotation, cellular component: nucleus; ribonucleoprotein complex.